Molecule: messenger RNA, 1987 nt
Organism: Brassica napus (rape)
Lineage: Eukaryota; Viridiplantae; Streptophyta; Magnoliopsida; Brassicales; Brassicaceae
Product: protein IQ-DOMAIN 22
Exons: 4
Coding region: 327-1757 (476 amino acids)
Molecular function (GO): protein binding
Source: RefSeq, a predicted model, not a curated record
UUUUUCCAGAAAAUUUAUUCUAAAAUGUGUUUCCUUUAAUGGAUUUAUUAUGGAUUGGAUGAAAUAAGCAAAAAUUGUAGUUUAAAAAAAAAAAAAAAAAUUGCCAACGCAUUCUUGUAAAUAUAGACAAAAAUAAAAUAAUAUGGAGAUAAACAAUAAUUUUCCGAGAAGAGACGCGCGAGUGGGGAGCGUGGUACUAAUUAUAACACUGUGUUCUACUGCUUCGACUACUUGAACUCUUUCAAGUUCUCUCUCUCUCUCAAAACGAGCCAAGACGCAGGCGCAAGAUAAACGUCAUCGUUUCAUUCUUUAAGAGAGAUUCUGUAAUGGGAAAAGCUUCACGAUGGUUCCGGAAUCUACUUGGGCUUAAGAACCCCGACCCGGGUUAUCCGGAUCCAUCCUUCGAGACGCCUUCUCGCUCUUACCCAAAACGCCGAUGGAGCUUCGUCAAAUCCAAACGCGAAAACGGGACCGCACCGCAGAGUCACUACCCUCAUACUCCUCCGUCGCUUCCGAACUCAACCCCUCCACCGGCGUCGUCGUACCACCAAUCGUCUCCGUCAUCUAACGGUCGGCGGUGGAAACAGAAGCUGGUAUGGGAUGAGGAGAGGGACGAGGAUUCCGACAAGCAUGCGAUUGCUAUGGCCGCCGCCACUGCUUUGGUUGCUGAAGCAGCCGUCACCGCGGCUAAUGCGGCCGUUAGACUCACGAGCACAAGCGGGAGGUUGACGCGUAGUCCCGUCGCAGCGCAUUUUAGCGAUGGCUACAGUCACGUUGUAGCUCAUGAUAGCAGCUUCGAUGGACACCGACGCGACAAUCGCGAAGAUCUUGCGGUGAUUAAAAUACAAUCUAUAUUUCGCGGUUAUUUGGCAAGGAGAGCGUUAAGGGCACUCAAGGGAUUAGUUAAGCUUCAAGCUAUACUUAGAGGCCAUAUCGAACGAAAGCGAAUGUCAAUCCACCUGCGCAGGAUGCACGCUUUGGUUCGAGCUCAGGCUCGUGUUCGUGCCACUCGUGUUAUCGUCACACCUGAAUCAUCCUCUUCUCAAUCCAACAACACUAAAUCUUCUCACUUCCAAAACACCGAUCCACCAACGCUGGAAAAACAAGAGCAUUCGAUCUCUUCAAGCUCCAAGCUCGAUCACUCUUAUAUUUUCAAGAGGAACGGUUCUUUGGCAAACAACAACAACAUACCGUUCUCAGCCAUGAACGAAGAAGAAAAGGUCCUUGAAAUCGACAGGAGACACAACAAUUCUUACACCAGACGCAACAGACCAGACAUGUUCUACUCAUCCCACCUCGUCCUAGACAACUCAGGCCGGUCUGGACCAGUUUACGCCUUCCCUUUUAGCCCGUCCUCCUCACAUGAAGAGACGGUAAACCAGUUUUGCACUGCUGAGAACAGUCCACAGUUACACUCAGCCACUUCUAUAAGCAAGGGUAGUGCUUUCACGGCUAGUUCUAUUGCCCCGAGUGAUUGCACCAAAAGCUGCUGCUACGCGGACCAUCCAAGAUUCAUGGCUUGUACAGAGUCAUCUAGGGCUAAGGCCCGCUCCGCCAGUGCCCCAAAAUUGCGACCUCAGUUGUCUUGCGAGCAGUCUUCGUCGAAACGGUUUGGAUUUGUCGAUGUACCAUACUGUGGUGAUACGAGGUCUGGUCCGCAGAAAGUUUCUGCUCUACACACUAGUUUUAUGAACAAGGCUUAUCCUGGUUCAGGUCGGUUGGACCAGCUUGGGAUGCCAACUGGGUAUAGGUACUGAGAAAUUCUGUUGGAGCAGGUUGUUCUAUUUAGUUGGGGUUGUGAUAAAUUGAUAAUAAUCAAAAUGUUGAAAAGUAGAACUGGUUAGAUCAGUUGACUAAGCUUUGCUGUUAAUUUUCCUGGUUAUAGUUUGGAUUAAGUGGAUUAAAUCUAAAAUGCAAAUAGAACUUUUUUUUUUCGAAACUAAAUCCAAACAGAACUUGCUUAAUCAUAAUGUUGAGUUGGCAUCUU